Balaenoptera acutorostrata (minke whale) is the source of this 426-nucleotide messenger RNA. RefSeq names its product coiled-coil-helix-coiled-coil-helix domain-containing protein 2-like. Gene Ontology annotation, biological process: mitochondrion organization; positive regulation of transcription by RNA polymerase II. Gene Ontology annotation, molecular function: sequence-specific DNA binding. The record is from RefSeq and is a predicted model, not a curated record. The transcript has a single exon. Lineage: Eukaryota; Metazoa; Chordata; Mammalia; Artiodactyla; Balaenopteridae. The coding region runs from base 1 to 426 and encodes 141 amino acids. Gene Ontology annotation, cellular component: mitochondrion; nucleus.
AUGAGAAGUGCACCCAGGCCAGCGCCCGCAGCUCAGCCGCCCACAGCGGCUCCACCAUCUGCCGUUGGCUCCCCUGCUUCUGCUCCCCGGCAGCCAGGUCUGAUGGCCCAGGUGGCAACCACUGCAGCCGGCGUGGCUGUGGGUUCUGCCAUCGGCCACACUCUGGGUCAUGCCCUCCCCGGUGGCUUCAGUGGAGGAAGUAAUGCUGAGACCUCAAGGCUUGACAUCACUUACCAGGAGCCUCAGGGAACCCAGCCUGCACAGCAGCAGCAGAGUGGCCCAUGGUUUUUUGAGGUGAAACAGUUUUUGGAGUGUGCCCAGAACCAGGGUGACCUUAAGCUUUGUGAAGGCUUCAGCGAGGUGCUGAAAACAGUGCAGAUUGGUGAACGGGUUAGCUUCAUCAAGAAGUUCCAAUUGGAGGCAUGA